Molecule: messenger RNA, 4000 nt
Organism: Toxotes jaculatrix (banded archerfish)
Lineage: Eukaryota; Metazoa; Chordata; Actinopteri; Toxotidae
Gene: ttc39a
Product: tetratricopeptide repeat domain 39A
Exons: 21
Coding region: 172-2022 (616 amino acids)
Molecular function (GO): protein binding
Source: RefSeq, a predicted model, not a curated record
UUCACGCCAGGAAGGAGGAAGACGCACCAGCGCCAGCUCUUCCUUGAUUUGUGUCGGCGUGAUCUCAGUCAGUGUGAGCGGCUCCUCUCCUCGUCCCUCCUCUCCGUUCUGUGUGUCCAUCCAUGCCCGCUGUGUAAAACUGCUGCUUCACCGGGGUCCCGGGUCUGUGGAAUGAGUUUUAUCACCAACUGGAGACGAAGCGUGAAGAAAAAUGACAGUAAAAAGGAUGCCCAGGAGGCACAACACAUCCCUGACAGCCCAGACUCCCCGAGUCGGUUGUCAGUCAUAAACAGUCCAGACCUGGAUCCCAUCAUCACAGACUUCAGGUUACAGCUAUCGGACAACAAAGAUGCUCUGGAGUCAACGAAUCCAUCUAAUGGGUGCUCGCGGUCAGACCUGUCUCUGGCGCUGGAGGACUGUAUGGCUGCCUUGGAUCUGUUUCUGAGGAAUGACUUUGAGGAGGCGCAGGCCCGGCUCAAAUGCAGAACCAAAGACAGCAUGUACCAUGCCCUGACUUACGCCACGAUUCUAGAAAUGCAGGCCAUGAUGACCUUUGACCCCCAACACAUCCUGGCUGCAGGAAACACCAUGAAGGAGGCCCAGGCUAUUUGCCAACGGCACCGCAAGAAGUCAAGCUUCUCCAAAAACUUCACAGAAGAGGAGCUCCAUGCUGAAGUUUGCUACGCCGAGUGUCUCCUGCAGAGGGCAGCACUCACCUUCCUACAGGAUGAAAACAUGAUCAGUUUCAUUAAAGGGGGAAUCAAAGUGAGGAACAGCUACCAGACAUACAAAGAGCUUCACACAGUCCUCCAAUCUGCUGGAUACACUCAUGGUGACAACCAUGGCCAUUUUGAAGGUGGUGUUAAAUUGGGAGUAGGAGCCUUUAAUCUAAUGAUUUCCAUGUUGCCCACACGGACACUCAAGCUGCUGGAGUUUGUCGGUUUCUCUGGUAACAAGGAGUUUGGUCUCCAGCAGCUUCAGGAGGGCUCUGCAGAAAGCACAUUCAGAUCCUUUCUUUGUAACAUGCUGCUGCUAUGUUACCACACCUUCAUGAGCUUCAUACUAGGCACUGGAGAAGGAGAUGUAGAAGAUGCAGAGAAACUGCUGCAGCCAUAUCUCAAAAAAUAUCCUAAGGGUUCCAUCUUCUUGUUCUUCGCUGGCCGAAUAGAAGAGAUCAAAGGCAACCUGGAUGCUGCUAUCAAGCGUUUCGAGGAGUGCUGCGAGGCUCAGCAGCAGUGGAAGCAGUUUCACCACAUGUGCUACUGGGAGCUGAUGUGGUGCUUCACUUACAAGAGGCACUGGAAGAUGGCUUACUUCUACGCAGAUCUGCUCAGCAAGGAGAACUCAUGGUCUAAGGCUACCUAUGCAUAUAUGAAAGCAGCCUACCUCAGCAUGCUGACUAAGGAUGAUUGUCUAACCUUCGGAGAGACUGCGCUCACUCUUUUCAGGCAGGUUCCAGGGCUAAAGCAGAAAAUAGCUGGCAAGUCUUUACCAACGGAGAAGUUUGCUAUCAGGAAAGCCAGACGCUACCUCGCAGAAAACCCAAUCCCUCUACCUGUUCCUCCACUGGAGAUGAUGUACAUAUGGAACGGCUAUACAGUCAUUGGCAAACACAAAGACCUGACGGAGGGCAUGCUGAAAACACUGGAUGAGGCACAAGCUAAACUCGAGAGCAGGACUGAGUUCUCCAUAGAUGAUCAGUGUCUGCUGAGCCUACUGAAGGGACUGUGUCUCAAACACCUAGGACACCAAGAGGAGGCCGAACACUACUUUACCCUUGUCCUCUGCAAUGAGACUCAGAUCAAAUAUGACCACUAUCUGGUUCCCAAUGCUCUGCUGGAGCAUGGUCUGCUCUGUCUGGAGCAGGGAAGAAAAGAUGAAGCUAUCAAACUCCUAGAAGCAGCAAAGCAAAAUUACAAAAACUACUCUAUGGAAUCACGGACACACUUCCGUAUUCAGGCUGCUCUGCACAAGGCCAAAGGCGCCGGCGAGAAUGGUAUCCAUGUUCCUUCCAGCCCUUAGCAGACAGAGGAGGGCACAAUAGAGCAGAGACAGCUUUCUGUUUCUGCAGUCCCACAAUGCAACACUCAGCCCCGCCCAGCUCCGCCCAUUCAGACAAGCAAUUUGUUUUUUGUUUUUUUUUUUCAUCAGGAGCAUAGGGGCAAGAGGAAUGCUUAUUUUUCUCGUGUGUGCCACCCUAACAGGCAACUGCAGCUCUAUGUGGCCCUAACUGGCUUAGGAGGGUUUGCUACGCUCUUUUCCACUAAUAUAUUAAGGUUGAAAUUAAUUUCCUCGUGCGAUUUGAAAAAGAGACAAUUUGAGAAAUGUGCCCAUAUUUAAGAAACAUUGCUUCUAGCUGGCUUAUUUGUCUAGCACCUUGGCCACCCAUAAGGGGCGCACUAGGGUAGAAAACAAGGCCACAUUUGCAUAGUACAUACCACAGAAGGCCUCCACUACUACCCCAGGAUAAAAAUGUACCCAGUUCAGGGUAUUGGAGUUGGACCUGAUGGAGCCAAAGUACCGAACAGCCCCCUAUAAAUUAUAGACACAAACUCUACCCUGCCAGCAGCACCAUUUGGCAAUGGUUGCAAUAAAGCACUCCCACUUCUUUUAAUUUAUUGAUAAGAAAUGACUCCAAUAGAAGGGAGAUCACACAUCAUCAUGUGUUGACUUAUUUUGACACCCGUUAUCUAUCAUUCAACUUGCCACAUACUCCAUGAGAACUAUGAGACUGUUUUGCAUUGUCAUUUGAUAAAUUUAUGUUGACAGGUUUAACCUUUGUUCAGAUUUUUGAUCACCUAUAUGACCAACUUAAAUGCGAAUUCUGAAUGUUGAUUUCACCUUCUUACAUAACCUUUUGUUCAAAGUGUUUCUCAGUGAAAGUGAAUCUGUUAUUGUUUCUCUUUUCUUCCUUUCCUUCUACACUAUUGAAACACUGAAAGACAAAAAAAAAUAUUCAUGUGGAAUACUUUCUUUCAGUCUCCUUCAGAAGAACUGAUUUAAUCUGUUGUAUUUACAGUUACAUGUGAUGGCUCUUGCACAAAGCUUUGUAAAUCAGCCAGCCAUGCAAACUCUCCAUGGUCAAAAAAUGCCUAUCAGACUUGCAGUGAGAGUUGUUCUUUACAUUUAUAUACUGUAAAUGGCACCUUUUACACAGAAUGUCCUGUUUUAAGAGGACAGAUGAAUGUGUCUUUUAGAAAGGCAGACUCCCUUCUUUUCUCCUCCUGGUGUGUGGGACAGGCUCCAGCAGUACUUGAGCUUGAACAAACAGGCUAUUCACGCUGAGCAGUGAAGGGCUGCGUGCUUGUCUGCCUGUUGCAUCUUUAGUGGGUGAAGAAGCUCUGAAUGGCAACCAUCACAGACUUCCUGCUUUGUGAACAUCCUCUGCUACUCAUGUAUCAGCCAUGCUUGACUAGAACCACCCAUAGAGUGACUUGAACAUCAUAACCACGGUCCUGUGUCAAAUAAUAAUCUGUACAUGUACAAAUACUUGUAAUGGUUGAAAUGAUAAGACAGAAAGGGGUCACCUCUAAUUGUGCUGGUAGUCAGGUUAUUUGAAGGUCUGUUUCACAGUGUCCAAAACCUAGAAACUCAGAUGGUGUCUCAUGCGUUGGAAUUAGAGCACAGCUGAUUUAUUCAUGAUUAGAGUAAGGUUUUGGAUUCAAGACAAUGACUAGGAGCCAGUUUCAAUAUUUUUAAUGGUGGAGGAAAUGUACUCUAAUUACUAUUUUUAACAGCAGUGGCUGUCUGUGAUAUUCCAAUAACACAUUGUAUUUUAUUUUCUAGUAAUUAAUUAAGCUCUUUUUUCCCCCUUUUGUUUUACUGAUGUAGCUGAAAGAAACUCUAACCGAAUUUAGUGGCAUUGUGAUGUUGACAAUCAGCAUAUUACACUGGGCAUGGCCACCACUGAGCAGAAUGACAUUCCUGUAUAUACUGAAUGUUUCUAUUAUAAUUUAAGAUAAAACGAUUAUAAGCAACAUAAAAAAAACAUUGCAUUUUG